This is a messenger RNA of Naegleria fowleri, 1272 nucleotides long. RefSeq lists its product as uncharacterized. Bases 1 to 1272 code for a protein of 423 amino acids. The transcript has 2 exons. Gene Ontology annotation, cellular component: cytoplasm. Gene Ontology annotation, molecular function: zinc ion binding; ubiquitin protein ligase activity. The record is from RefSeq and is a predicted model, not a curated record. NCBI's taxonomy places the organism in Eukaryota, Heterolobosea, Eutetramitea, Acrasida, Naegleriidae.
AUGAGUUGUACAACCGCAACAACGCCAAUUUAUCCUUCCGUGCGUUUAGUUCCGAAGGAAGGUGUACUUCUCUCUUCAAAAGGAGUGAUGGAGGAGUUAGGAUCAACCUUGCAGUGCGGGAUUUGUUUGGAUUACAUUGAGAACAAUCGUGAGUGCUUGAAAUGUAAUGCCUUGUUUUGUUAUUCUUGUUUGGCUCAAUGGGUGAAGGAAUAUAAAAAUUGUCCCAAGUGCCGAGUGGCAGUGUCAUCUCUUGAAGAGGGAUUUGUGUUCAAUUCAGUUGUCAAUCGUCUUGUAAACAAUCUGGAAGUAAAGUGUCCAAAUGCAGAGAGAGGUUGCUCGGAUCAAGUGGUGAAGAGAUGUAACUAUUGGAAUCAUGUUGAGAAGGAAUGUAAAGGAAGAAAGGUACAAUGUCCCAAUUUCAAAUUUGGAUGUAAUUUUGAUGGCACUGCUCUUGAUUUGGAGACUCAUCUUGCUAAUGAUUGUUUAUUCGAAAAGGAAAUUGUCAAAAAUUAUAUUGCGACUUUUGCAGGAGACCACAGUAAUUAUGUUAAGGUCAAUGAAUUACUUUCAGCUGACAAUCUCCAGCUUCAAAGAGAUAUUGAGGCUGUUACAAGGAAAUUAGAUAUUACCACUCAGGAAUUGCAAAGCCAAAAGGAGCAAAAUGUUCAAUUGGUAAAGCAAAAGGAAGCACUUCUACAACAAGUACAGCAAAUGAAAGAACAAUUGUUGCAACAAGAAAAGAUCCUUCAACAGCAACAAAUGCAAAUACAACAAUUAAUGAUUCCUUCUCAGGGUAUGCAACCAAUGAACAAUGAUUUUAAAGAGUUCUUGCCUCCACCUCCUCCAUAUUCACCUUCUCCAAAUUUAUCCUACAUGCAGCCUCCACCGAUGGUUGUUCUACCUCCAAGAAAGUUUAGAUUUUACGGGAAAACAGUUUGGACAAAAUUCCAAGGUAAACCAACGAACACUGAGGUCAAUGGAUGGGAAGCAGUUCUUGAGGUCGACGAUUCCAUCACUGUUGGUGACAAUGUCAAAGGAAGCAGCAGAGCUGGCAAUGUUGAAAAGAAAUUCUCAGGCUUUAUUCGAAAUGGUGUGAUGGAAGUAAGUGUCGACUGGAGUGACGGUAGACGUGCCAAAUAUUUCGCCAACAAUGUCGAUCUUAUUUCUGGAGCUCCAAUCAGAUUAGCUUUUGUCAUUGUGGCUGUAGGAAAGCAAGGAGGAGCUGUGGGUGACGAAGGAUUCAAUGUUGGAACCGUCGAACAAUUGAUAUAA